Messenger RNA from Saccoglossus kowalevskii, 657 nucleotides. RefSeq lists its product as uncharacterized. Gene Ontology annotation, molecular function: calcium ion binding. The record is from RefSeq and is a predicted model, not a curated record. Lineage: Eukaryota; Metazoa; Hemichordata; Enteropneusta; Harrimaniidae.
CGCGUUCCUGGUAUACCACAUUCAACAAGUGAACCAAGCCGAGCAACAUGAAAACACAUUCGGUUGGCGUUUUAUUCAUUGGUUUAAUCCUCGUUCAACUCAUCUCAGUAAACAACGCAUCAUGUCGGAACCGUUGGAAGGUACUGAGCAUGGCGUCUUGCAAACGAUCCGAAAUUCAGCCCACAUUCAAGGAAUAUGUAGCGGAAUUUCGUAUAUUCGAUUUGAACGAAGAUGGUGUUAUUACUGAUAACGAAGUACAGAGGCUUGUGGAGUUUCUCCAGUCCGCUGAUCUCAACGGCGAUGGAAAGGUGAGUCUCAGCGAAUACAUCAAGGAUGGCGAGAGUUCAGAAGAAGACCAGCUCAACGUGUAACGGCAACUAUUCGUCUCAUUACAACAGGGGAUGAGUGACAAUUAGGAGUAAUUAGAAAAGUGUGCGCUGACCAAAUCAUAAUGCGUUUUCAAGGACCUAGUGUGUGUACAUGUGUUGAACUCUAAAGAAAUGUGGCGUGAGAAAUAUGUUUUUUUUUCAACAUCUGAGGAUAGUUUUUGAAUCGCAUCUAGCUUAUGACUUAUUUUUUAGGAUAUUUCCAUUUAUUCAUAACGUCAUCACGUGUUUAGACUACGACAAAGCAAUUACGUUUAUUUUAUUAUGAUUG